UAAUAGGAAUAUGGUAUAUUAGUGAAUGGAUGGCCAUGGGCAAACCUAACACCUUCCAGCUGGUGGAACUGGGCCCAGGGAGGGGCACCCUUACUGAGGAUAUAUUACGGAAGUGAGUCCCAAACUCGGUGAGAUCCAAGCACGGAUGCUGACAGGAGGGAAGAUGCAACCAAGUCCCAAGGACGGGUCUCCUUACAUGAAAGGCAUUAGCAAGACUGGAAUUCCCAUUUUUUGGUACAGAGACAUUCAAGAUGUGCCGUCAGGUUACAGCUUUUACCUAGCACAUGAGUUCUUUGAUGCCUUGCCAAUACAUAAAUUUCAGAGAACUGAGAAAGGCUGGCGGGAAGUGUUGGUUGAUAUAGAUCCAGAAGUUCCUGACAAGCUGCGGUUUGUCCUGUCACCAUCCAGCACCCCUGCGACAGAAAACUUCAUCCAACCGGAAGAAAUGAGAGAUCACGUGGAAGUGUGUCCCGAGGCUGGUGUCAUCAUCCAGAGGCUUGCCUGUCGUAUAGAGAAGGAUGGUGGGGCUGCACUGGUUGCGGAUUAUGGCCAUGAUGGAACCAAAACUGACACCUUCCGGGGUUUCCGGAAUCACAAACUUCACGAUGUGCUGAGCGCUCCAGGCACAGCAGACCUGACAGCAGAUGUUGAUUUCAGCUAUCUUCGAAAGAUGACACAGGAAAGAACAACUACAUUAGGCCCCAUAAAACAGCGGGAGUUUUUAAAAAACAUGGGCAUUGACCUCCGGUUGCAGGUGCUCUUGCAGAAUUCACGUGACACAGCGACUCGUGAGCAGUUACUUCACAGCUACGAUAUGCUGAUGAAUCCUGAGAACAUGGGGGACUGCUUUAACUUCUUUGCCCUGCUGCCUCACCACAGACUUGUACAUCCUGACAAGAAAGAUAAGCCAGAAUCGAAGUCUCCCUUACCACCUGUUGCUGGAUUUAAUGAACUCUUACUGAAGUAAUUUCAAAUACUAUAGCAAAAUGUCUGAUAGCAGUAGUUUUCAAUAACAUCCUGUUAAAUAUGAAAAACAAAUCCCAGUAAAAGGAAUGCAUUUUAUGGUUUUACAUACUAAAUGUUUUGCAAUAUUGUAAUUAACAUAUAUGCAGUAAGGUAAGAACUAAGUAUCUUUGAACUGAAAGCAGAUAAGUAUCACCUUCUUCAGGCAAUUUUCUCAAACUGAUCUAUGCAUCAGGGCCCAGCCAUAUUUUGGUAGGGAGUGCUAUUUCAGAGGAAAUCUAGUGGAGCACAGUAAACCUCCUGACUGACCUACUCAAAGCAGUAUAAGUGGUAAUAAAAUACUGCUCAUACAGAAAGCAGCACACACACAGCGGAAAAUGAACAAUGUUUCAGGGGUCUUAGGAUAGAGCUGAGUGAAGUAUUGACUAGUGAAUCAAAACUUGUCAGUAACAAAGAGGUGUGCUAAGGAGUCUUUAAAUGUACUCAGCUUUUGUACUUGAAUAAAAUCAAGGUGCCUUGAAAAUAUUUUUAUAAAGAGAAUGGUGACAGGAUGCAUGCAAAAGAAGUUACUGCUAACAGAAUUCCCAGAGCAGGGCAUAUCUAAUGUCAAAUCCACAAACAAGCAAGUAUCUACUUCUAAGAACAUCUGAUAGGUGAGAUAAUUCAUGUAAAUAAAAAGAACAAGACUGAUAGGGAAAUAAAUUUUAUUUUCAAGCUUAUCAGAGGAUAUUUACAAACAAUGGGAUGUAUAAAAAUAUAAAAGUACUUGACAGUGUCCUUUCAAGGCUAUAAAUUUUACAUGAGCUUUUUUCCUAGCAUCACCAUAGCACUAUUGCUUGAAUGAAUGCAACUUAAUUCAUCUAGGGAUAAGGGUAUUAAACACUGUAACCUACUGCUGUCAAAGUUUGCAGUUAAGGUAGAAAAAAAGGGAAUAAAAAACUCAGCUAUUUUUACUACUCUGAAGAAAGUUUA
Pseudopipra pipra is the source of this 1935-nucleotide messenger RNA. It is a transcript of the gene NDUFAF7, whose product is annotated as NADH:ubiquinone oxidoreductase complex assembly factor 7. Gene Ontology annotation, molecular function: protein-arginine omega-N symmetric methyltransferase activity. The record is from RefSeq and is a predicted model, not a curated record. The transcript has 7 exons. Gene Ontology annotation, biological process: mitochondrial respiratory chain complex I assembly. Gene Ontology annotation, cellular component: mitochondrion. NCBI's taxonomy places the organism in Eukaryota, Metazoa, Chordata, Aves, Passeriformes, Pipridae. Bases 146 to 967 code for a protein of 273 amino acids.